Molecule: messenger RNA, 3205 nt
Organism: Bacillus rossius redtenbacheri
Lineage: Eukaryota; Metazoa; Arthropoda; Insecta; Phasmatodea; Bacillidae
Gene: neur
Product: protein neuralized
Molecular function (GO): ubiquitin protein ligase activity
Source: RefSeq, a predicted model, not a curated record
CGCUCCAGUCGUCGCCCGGCGGUCGAGCGCAGCGGACGUGCCUCGCUCCAGUGCAGUCGCGAGCUCUUGCCCGGUGUUCGGUGCUGCGCGCGUGUGGGGUCGCAUGUUGAUGGGGGUGUCUGCCGGCGGCGGGUCAAACCCGGGGGUGAGCUCAGCGGCGGGCCGUUGCCAGUGCGUGGACGACCUGCUCGCGCCGAUCCGCAGCAAGAUGAAGGUGCUGAAGAAGUUCAAGAAGCGGAUGGGACUAGCGGCGAGGUCCGGCGGCGGCGGAGGCGGCACCAACAACCUGCCCCCGCUGCUGUUCCACCAGGUGCACGGCGACAACAUCCGCCUGUCGCGCGACGGAGCGGUCGCCCGCCGCGCCGAGAGCUUCUGCAAGGGCGUCACUUUCAGCAGCCGCCCCGUCAAGGUGGCCGAGAAGGUGUGUGUGAAGUUCUUGGAGGUGUCGAACAAUUGGAGUGGAGUCAUCAGGUUCGGCUUCACUUGCAAUGAUCCCAGCAACUUGCGGUGCGGCCUGCCCAAAUACGUGUGUCCAGACCUGACGAACAAGCCCGGCUACUGGGCCAAGGCGCUGGCGGAGCGCUUCGCCGAGCCGGACACGGUGCUGUUCUACUACGUGACGCCGGCCGGCGACGUGCACUUCGGCAUCAACGGCGAGGAGAAGGGCGUGUUCUUCGGCGGCGUGGAGACCAAGGGCCCGCUGUGGGCCGUGCUCGACGUGUACGGCAACUCGACGGCCGUGGAGCUGGUGGACCCGCGCCAGCAGCUCAACAACUCCCGGUCCGGCGGGGGAGACGCCGUGGACCGCUGCGUGGUGCCGUCGCUGACCCAGCUGAGCCUGCACGAGGCUGCCGCGCCCGGGGACCUGCCGCCGCCGCGCUACCAGCAGGGGGCGGCCCUGGCGCCGCUGCCCUUCCACAGGACGCGAGGACGUAGCAUUCGAUUGAGCAACGACAGGUGCAUUGCGAGUCGGAUAGAUGUGGAUUUCUGCCAUGGCUACGUUUUUACAGCAAGACCCGUCCAACUGGGUGAGAAGAUUGUGAUACAGGUGCUGGCGACGGAGGCUGCCUACACGGGCGCGCUCGCGUUCGGGGUGACGUCCUGCGACCCGGCGACGCUUCAGGCCUCGGAGCUGCCCGACGACAGCGACUCUCUGGUGGACCGGCCCGAGUACUGGGUGGUGGCGAGCUCCGUGGCGGGCGAGCCCCGGCGCGGCGACGAGCUGUCCUUCUGCGUCACGCAAAAUGGGGAGGUGCAGUUCAGCAAGAACGGUAGCGUGCCGGCGGUGUUCAUGCACGUUGACCACAGCCUCCAGCUGUGGGCGUUCCUGGAUGUGUACGGCAGCACCCAGAAGGUGCGCAUCUUGGGCAGCACCACGGAGCAGGCCCAGCCGGCCCCUUCCGCCUCGGGUUCGAGGAACUCGUCGCCGCCACCCCGCACCGCGGACCCCGCCCUGACGGCAGUGAGCCGCCUGAGGGUGAACCUGCCCUGCCCCUCCUCGCCCAGCGGCACGCCGGAGAUGCCCCCGCAGGCGCGGUUCUGCUGCGCGGGGCCAGUCCCCCCGCCGCCCGCCGCCACUGCCACGGCGGAGCUGGUGCAGUACCAGGGCGGCGCGGGCGGGGGAACCGUGCUGGUGGUGAACCUGCCCCCCGCGCAGGCCAACUACCUGAACCAGCACCAGGCCGGCGCCCAUCACCACCCCUCCCCCCCGCCGCACGCCCGGCCGCUGGAGGCCGCGUCCUCCGGCACGCUCAUGUCCACCUACAGCCACACCUACAUCGAGCCGAUCUCCACGACAUCCUACUCGACGCUGGACUCGACGGCGACGAUGCAGCAGUGGGUGGACGCCGCGGCGUGUGCCGGCGCGGGCGGCGCCGACUGCACCAUCUGCUACGAGCGGCCCAUAGACAGCGUGCUGUACAUGUGCGGCCACAUGUGCAUGUGCUACGACUGCGCGGUGCAGCAGUGGCGCGGCAAGGGCGGGGGCCACUGCCCGCUGUGCCGCGCCGUCAUCCGCGACGUCAUCCGCACCUACAAGUCCUGAUGGCGAGCGCCCGAGUCCGGCCCGGUGGCGGUCUCCUAGGACGUCGGCAGCGUCUGAGGCCCAGACUGGCGCCAGGCGCGUUCGUGGACCGCUCCGUCGAGACCAGCGUGUUGGCGACCUGCUGAAAACCUAGUGUGUGUUACAAUUGCGACUGGGGCCGAGUGUUUCCGCGAUCUGUCUUGAGGACCGGGGGUGCUGCACUUGCGACUGAUUCCCACGUAGAAGAAAAUAACUCUCAUCCCCAAGUAGUCUUAGCCGGAUGUGCUUUUUCUACUUUUGCCAAGAAGAUUUGUACCGUUUAAUGCAAGUGGAAGGUUAGUCGAAGCAGAAAUUUUUUUUGGGCGAGCCAACAUUCCAUGUCUGUAGUUAGUGUUGUCUAGUCAAUUUGUUUCCUCGUGCUGGGAAACAUUUCUCGUGGUGUGUGUGUAUAUAUGACUUUAGCCGGAUUUGGUUUUUUUUCUACUAAUGCAAAAAUGUGUAGUGAAUGGUUUGAUGCUGUUCAGCUUAAGUUUUUACAAAAAUAUAAUUUCUUGUGUGUAAAAUGUUUGUUUUUUGAAAGAAAGCUUCAUUUCUUCAGUAACUUUUUAAAAACUUGUAUGUUUUGGGAUAUUUUCUUCGGAAAUCUUAAAAUUAGUCAGAGUUGCUGAUUGUAUGUUUUUUUGUGCAAGUUUAAGGGUUUUGUAGACGAUUUGAUUAUGGUAACAGUUGACUAUUUUAUUGAAUUUUAGUUGCUUUAAAAGUUUUCAAAUGCACUAUAUUAGCUAAAAUUAUCAAGAUUUUUGUUUGUAGCAGCACACAAAAUUCAUGCAACAAUAUGUGUAAUGUUUUUGAAUGUCUCGCAAGUAUAUUUUAAAUAAUCGGGAUGCUUGCAUGAUUCCGGUCUCUGCUCUGCGCAAACUAUAAUGCAAAUGUAAGAUACGUACUGUGUAAAGCACGAAACAGUGAUGUUAUUAGUUUCUUCUAUACUCUGUCACUUGUAAGUCUGUCAGUUGAGUGCAAUUCUGUAUAUAUGUUUUAUUUAUUAUUUGUACAGCUUUCUUCUGUUUAAUGGCUAUUUGUGAGUAAAGAAAAGGUUGCAUAUGUUUUUUCUUGGUGUUUUAAAUUGUCUUUGGUACACAAUUUGUAAAUUUUGAAAUUAAAUAUUAAUAUAAUAAUGAAAAA